Mesocestoides corti is the source of this 1059-nucleotide messenger RNA. The record is from the annotation of a GenBank genome assembly. Lineage: Eukaryota; Metazoa; Platyhelminthes; Cestoda; Cyclophyllidea; Mesocestoididae.
AUGCGGCUUUUGGAUAUGCCAGAUGACAGUCUACGAAAAGUGUUUGGUUUUCUUACCUUUCACGAAAUUGCGCUUCUAAGACCGGUAUGUCGCAAGUUCAAUGCUAUAGCCACGCAACUCUUGAGAUGUGAGUACUGCCGACUAGAGCAACAGGUCCGCAACUACCGCAAAGACCUGAAGCUUCUCCUACCUCGACGCGAAUCUGAACGCAGGAAACACACACUGGCUGGGCACGCGGAUGUGCUCUCGGCUGUCGAGACCCGGCUUUCCCUUCUAGGAAUGACAAUAAUGCGUUACGUUGACGAAGGACUUUGCUCUUUUUUCCCGGGCAAGGUACUUGAUGAAGUCCGCCGUGUCUAUGUAACAAUAACGUCCUCAACAGACGCGAUUUCUCGGUCCACUGAACUCCUUCGAGAACUUCGGGAUAUCUCGUCAAUGGCAAUGGAAUAUUUUGAUGAGAUCCUUCUACCACGAAUCUACGAAUGUAAAAUGCAGCAGCAGAAGCAAUCCCCGACUGAGCUUUCUUAUCGGAGACGAAGUCGCCAACUUCAGAGGGCAUCAAUGUUAAACAAUUUAAACCAAUCGUUUUCGAGUCUAUCCGGCGUUGAUCUCGUCAGUUCCUCCAGUACACCGCCUUCAGUAGACACGCAUAAGUACCAACUUACCCAGACGGUCCACGAUGGCUCGUGCAGGCCUGCUUCACCUAAGGUUGACGAAGCAUCGAUGAGCACUCAGCUGGCCAGCCUUACCAAGCAAGUUAACGCGAUGCGUCAGAUGGUUACCGCCCUCACCGCGACCCAGCGUGAACUAGCCGAGCGAAACAGUCGCCUUAAUAAAGUCGUCAUUUCUCUUGGUUACCGGAUCCAUAAGCUCGAAAGCAAUGCCUGUACCCAGAACGAUACCGACGUUGUCGAGCUAGGUGGCAAACGACACCAAACGGCGUCAGGAGAACCCGCCCACGGUAGUGGCAUGUUUUCUGCGAGCAAGGUGAGGAGGUUAUCGAACACUUGUGGAUCGGAAAAAGAUUUGCCCUCUCCGCCCUCCUCCCCCAAUGCCUAA